This is a messenger RNA of Aspergillus pseudoviridinutans, 2574 nucleotides long. RefSeq lists its product as uncharacterized. The transcript is spliced from 6 exons. Gene Ontology annotation, biological process: carbohydrate metabolic process. Lineage: Eukaryota; Fungi; Ascomycota; Eurotiomycetes; Eurotiales; Aspergillaceae. The record is from RefSeq and is a predicted model, not a curated record. Bases 1 to 2574 code for a protein of 857 amino acids.
AUGUUGAAUCAGAUGGGCAGCGUGCUCAUGCCUUAUCUGCUCUGCUCAGCACGGGGAAGAACACCCCUAUUCUGGGCCGUUCUGAGCGGCAACACCUUGGCAGUGAAGUUCCUCACUGAAACGUCAUAUAUCGGAGUCGAUUGCAAAGGUUUGACCGGGCAAACACCGUGGUCCGGCCGGGUGGAUGUCAACUCCCAGGACGUCAACGGCCGUAACCCCCUAUCUUGGGCUGUCGGCCCCUGCUAUCCCGAAAAUCCUAUUCAUGGGCAAGCAACUUCGUACAAGUUCGCACAUUGGGCUGGUGAAGAGGGUGAUUUGGAUGUAGUCAAGGCACUUCUUGACUGCCCAACUAUUGACGCCAGAAUUCCCGAUCUCUUCGGCCACGCACCUAUGUGGUGGGCUCAGACCUACAGAUACUACCAGAGGAAACUGAGGGAGAAUUGUUAUCCGAAAAAUCCGAAAAGUCUUCGUUUCGCUCCCGUCGACAAUAAUCACCAUGCUGAAUUUAUUGAGCUCCUGGCAGAUCAUAUGUUGAGCAACCGCAUCAUAGAUGACUACUCAGUCAAUGUGAACUAUGAUGAAGCUGCCGGCGUCAAUUGGAUGACUUGGAGUGGGGAUCAAUGGGUCUCUUUUGACAAUGGCAAAACGCUCAAGCAGAAGGCCGAUUUCGCUAAUAGCAAAUGCCUUGGGGGCCUUUUCAGUUGGGCGCUUGAUCUAGGAGGCCCUGGCUCCUUGGCCAAUCCUAACGAUCUAAGUUACGACGAUACAAGCAUGGAGGGUGCGAAUGCAGACGGAGGCAGCGAUGGAACUGGCCUUUUUUAUGUCGGCCAGGAGAUCUUCGAAGAAGGUCAAAACACCGUGACUGCUGUGGCCCCGGUCAGCGUCAUCUUCCCGAAGUCCAUUCUAGGAUCGCCAACAACCAUUGAUUUUGGCGCUGGGUAUCCAACUUCAUUGGAAGUCGCAGCUUCCACCACAGCUACUGUCGUACGUGGAACGGUCACAAGUGUCACAACCACUGUGACGAGGUAUAUUGUGGAGACAACUAUCCCCCUAAACCAGCUCGUUAUCGGUACCAUCAAUUACUACAACUGGAACAUCACCCGGGGUAUCAAAUCCACCGAGACGCUCUUGGUUCCAAGCAUUGAAAUACCCCCAGCCAUAGUGACGGACAAUCCUAAUCCAAUGAAUGAGACUGGCGUUUAUCACACCCCUCUGGUUACUCGCACAGUGAGCAUUCCCCCAUGGCCAUGGACUACGGAUGAUAUGAAGUUCCCAACAGUGACCUUCUCAGAAGGUGAUCCUCCUGGCCCUACUUGCACUGCCAACUGCGGUCACAAAUGCUACAGUUUCUGUGACGGACCUUGUCUGGUUAAUUGCGGCAAGGAGAGCUCUUCGAGUUUCAUAGAUCCGCUGGAUCCUGACCCACCUACAGUUGAAAAAUGCUCGGGACCUGGAUGUGUUAACGGGGAAUGUGACGAUAAUGGCCUGUGUAUCGAGAAGGGCUGUGAAGGAGAUGGUUGUAAGGAUCGGGUCUGCAUCAGCGAUGACUGUACACCCACGGGCUGUACAGGGGAUGAUUGUACCGACGGUCAUUGCUCGGGCAGCAACUGUCAGGAUCACGGUUGCAUCGGGCCCGAUUGUGACAGUAGUGGUUCUGGCAAGUGCUUUGGUCUACGGUGUCUCUCAUGGGGUUGUAUCGGGUCCGACUGCUCCUCGGUUGAUUUCACCUGCACUGGUCCUCUCUGCCGCAUCGUGACGUGCUCCGGACGCGAUUGUGCCAAUGGAAUCUGCACAGGUCAAGAUUGCGAGUCGGAAGACAACGAUUGUGAAGCAGAAGAGGCGGAUUCCUGCACAGAUUGGAUAUCCAGUACACUGGUCACGCCCGCCUCGACCUACUCAACCACCACGAUAACGACCCGCUGUGAUACAAUUACUGCCUGUUCUGCCAAAGCUACCACCACGACUAGCACAGUUGACGAAGACGGCCUGAUUGAGGGCACUAUCACUGACUUCCAAUGGGCAACGACCACCGACGAUGCGGAUCUGACCAGCUACCUCGAGUCGGACUAUUCUGCCUUCUGGUCGGCCUUUGAUUCUACCAGCACCACUACGACUACAACGAGCACAACUACGACGAAGACGACAACAACAACUUCAUCACGUCCAACAGAGACGAGCUAUGAUUGUAAAGGCUCAAUUAGAUGUGGAUCAUUUGCCAACCUUCACAGUUUCUGUAAUAUGGCAAAGGACUUCCUAACUGAGACCGAGUUAUACGGAACCAAAGAUUCUGAUGCUGAUACUGGAACAUGCUACACGGACGGUAAGAAUGCUGAGUUUGGCUGCGGCGUCUUUGUCGAGGGAGACGACUGUGAAAUGACUGGAGAUCAGAUGGCAGCAGCAUAUGAUCAUAUCUUCCAAGAAACCGGUGGAGGAUGUGGAAUUUGCGGCCAUGCUUUUUUCCCCAAUGGAUGCCAGUUAACGGUCAACUACGUUAGUGGCUGUAAGACGACCAACGGGGCUUUACAGGCUCAUGUGGGUAAUAGUACGGCCAAUUACACCAUGUCGGCCGUGUAA